Molecule: messenger RNA, 798 nt
Organism: Truncatella angustata
Lineage: Eukaryota; Fungi; Ascomycota; Sordariomycetes; Amphisphaeriales; Sporocadaceae
Product: HAD-like domain-containing protein
Exons: 2
Coding region: 1-798 (265 amino acids)
Source: RefSeq, a predicted model, not a curated record
AUGACGCAGUCUAAAGCGCAAGCACCAAAAGCGUUCGUUUUCGAUGUGUUUGGCACCGUGGUCAACUGGCGCCAAAGUCUGGCUCUAGGCCUCGCAUCCGCAGCGAAGUCUGCAGUAUCAGCCAAAGGCACGUCUGACGAUGCGCCUGGCCUCGUCGCCCGCGUACAGAACAUGACGCAUACUGAUUGGGAGUGGUUCGCUACUGAAUGGUAUACUAGAUAUAUCCACUUCGCACAAUCAGCGCAGCCCGGAGUCACCGAUUUCCUGCUCCAGGAAGAAGUCCAUAGGCGUACGUUGAGGCUCAUGAUCCCCGAGUACAAGUUUGAGGGACUUUGGACACCGGACCAGCUCGAGGAAUUGGUCUUCUUGUGGCAUAAGCUUGAUGCCUGGCCAGACUCAGCUGCUGCGAUUGCGCGUCUGGCCAAGCAUGGGCCGGUCGUCACCUUGUCAGAUGGGUCUGUGCAGCUGCUCAAGGCUUUGAAUGACCGGAACGAUCUGGGCUACACCGACAUCUGGGGGUCGGAUACUUGGACAGCAUAUAAACCGGACCCGGCAGUAUAUAAGGGAGCUGUCGCAAAGCUUGGCCUGCAACCUCAUGAGGUAGCGCUUGUCGCGGCUCAUCUUGGCGAUCUAUGGGCUGCCAAGAAAUGCGGGUUGAAGGCAUUUUAUGUGGAGCGGCCCUUUGAAGAGCGAUAUAGCAGAGACGAAAUAGAAAAGGCCCGCUUGGACGGUUGGGUGGACUUAUGGGUACCUUACGGCAACGGUGGACUCCACGGUGUUGCCAAUCGCCUAACCUAG